Pectinophora gossypiella (pink bollworm) is the source of this 5658-nucleotide messenger RNA. RefSeq lists its product as uncharacterized. Gene Ontology annotation, biological process: cell-matrix adhesion. The record is from RefSeq and is a predicted model, not a curated record. The coding region runs from base 166 to 4599 and encodes 1477 amino acids. Gene Ontology annotation, cellular component: extracellular region; basement membrane. The transcript is spliced from 25 exons. Gene Ontology annotation, molecular function: serine-type endopeptidase inhibitor activity. Lineage: Eukaryota; Metazoa; Arthropoda; Insecta; Lepidoptera; Gelechiidae.
ACCGCGCUACACGUACCAACCCGCCUACACACAACACCACCACGCGACGCGAGUGACAAGUGCCAAAAGUGACACCGAAGUGAUUUUGUUACCACUCUGAGGAUAACCCUAGCAAAUCUGGAGCGAUACAUAUCAACCAGGAGAGUGUCCCUGUGUAAUGCAGCGAUGGCGGAGCGCGCGGUGAGGGCGGCGCUGCUCUGCGCGUGCGCGUUGCUGCUGCAACAUGCAAGCGCGGAGCUGAGAGGGAGAUGUCCAGCUUCGGAGGGCGCGUGCCCCGCGAGGGCCACUCCAUGCGCCUCCGACGACGAGUGUGGAGAGCAGAUCUGCUGCACCACCUCCUGCGGGAAAGCCUGCGUCGACCCGCUAUUUACUGGCUGUGAGAACCUGAAGCUAUCGUCAGAGAGGAUAUCAAGAGCGCUGGCAGCCGAGAAUAGCCGCAGCGGGCGUGGUACUCUGAAGUCUGUGCGGUCUCCGCGCUGCAAGACUACUGAUGGAGAGUUUGAGGAGAUCCAGUGUGACAACGAGAUCGUCAGCUCUUGCUGGUGUGUCGACCAGGCUGGCUUUGAGGUCCCCGGCACAAGGGCACCAGCAGCGGGCCUGGUCAACUGCACACGGACAGCGCCCUGCGCAUCCCACACGUGCCGUAUGCUGUGCCCACUGGGCUUCGAGCUGGACCCCCAAGGCUGCCCGCUGUGCAAAUGCCGCGACCCGUGCUCCUCCGUCACUUGUCCUGGGCAGCUGUCGUGUCAGCUGGAAGAGACGCCAUGCUUGCGACCGCCUUGUCCGCCUGUGCCGACGUGCAAAAGAGGGCGCAGUCUCCAGAACAUCUGUCCGGCGGGAGAGCCCCUUCUGAUAUCAGAGACCAGCAGACCAUUCCUGUGUGGUACCGACCCUGGCAAGCCAAACUGCCCGCCACUUUACAGAUGCCUCGUUGAUUCAGGAAACGACUACGGCGUAUGCUGCCCAGCAUCAUUAGAGCUCCAGAAAGCUGGCACAUGCCCGGCGCCGUCCACCACCGACCUGGACUGCGGGACCCCUUGUGCUCACGACCUCGAAUGUCCUUCCAUGCAGAAGUGCUGCGACGGCGGGGAUUGCGGCAGACAUUGCAUCUUACCGCAUAACGUCACCAUGUGCACGCAGCAGAAGAUGCUAGCUGAACUCCUGGUGGUUAGCGAGAAGGAAGGCCGAGGAUAUGUGCCCCAGUGUGCGGCUGACGGGUCGUUUGAAUCCAGGCAGUGCUCGAGGAAUGGAUUGGUUUGUUGGUGUGUAGACACAGAAGGCAACAAACUCCGCGGCUCGAUGGGCCCAACAGCUUCCGUCCACUGCUCCCCUUCCCCGCACCCCGCACGCAGCGGCGCGCGUAGCCUCAGUUCCUGCGCCCGCGCACUCUGCGCUGGCGUCUGCGAGUACGGGUAUAAGACCGGCGCCGACGGCUGCCCUACGUGCGAGUGCGAUGACCCCUGCGCCGGGUACCCCUGUGCGGAAGGCGAAGAGUGCGUGAGAGUCAGAGAUGCCGACUGUUCUAGCGAGCUUUGCACUGGAUAUCCUGUGUGUCGACCGAAGGUCUCCUACGAGAACCCGUGCGAAGUAGGAGUGCCAGCCACCGACGAGGAAGGCUCAGUAGUUGCUUGCGGGGCGGAGCCCGACUGCCCGGCCGGCCACGUAUGCACGCGCGCUCGCCGUAGCGGCGCGGCGCUCUGCUGCCCCGACCCCCGGGACUUGGACAACAGUACUGACACCGACAUCAUGGAGAUAAACUUCGAAACAUGCGGCUCCGAAGCGGAAGCCCUGUGCGGGUUGAACUCUACAGUCACCUGCCCUGAAGGCAUCUGUGAUGAUGACCAGGUGUGCUGCGCCACGGCCACCUGCGGCCCGCUCUGCAUCGACCCGGCCAAGAUGCGCCUCCAAAGUGACAGGGUUGAUGACACGCCUACCAUGUGCGAAUACCUCCGCGACUUCGACGAAAAGAUGGAAGGCACGGUGGACGGCAUGAAGCUGGCCCUGCCAGCACCGACCUGCAAGCCGGACGGGGCCUUCACCCCGCAACAGUGUGCUGGCGGACGCUGCUGGUGCGUCGACUCCUUCGGCACCGAGAUACCCGACACCAUCACCAAUAACGCUUCUGCCGUCGAUUGUGAUAAAUUAAGGAAACAACUAGAGUGCCUAGACCUAACAUGUCGCAUGGGAUGCGACUACGGCUUCGAGCUGGGAGCGAACCGAUGUCCGACGUGCAAGUGUCGCGACCCAUGCGCCGGCGUCACCUGCGCCGCCGGCCGCGCAUGCGCUGUAGUCGACGUUGCGUGCGACGCUGAUUACUGCCCGCCUGUGCCUGCUUGCCUGCCCCGCAAGCCGGGCCACUGCCCAUACCUGGUCCCGUCGACGGGCGCGUGCGAGUGGUCGUGCCGCUCGGACGCAGAGUGCGGCGCAGCGGAGCGGUGCUGUGCGACCGGCUGCGGCACCGCCUGCACGCCCGCCGAACAUCACACCGCUUGUCAGCAGAGGAGAGCUGCAGCCCUACACUUAUCAGCGGAGAGCGGCAACCCUCCGGCAUGGAGUUGGAUCCCGCAGUGUAAGGAGGACGGCUCGUAUGAGAGGGUGCAGUGCCGGGGCUCCGACCAGACUUGCUGGUGCGUCGACAUCGGCGGGAACGAGGUGGCAGGCACUCGUGUAACCAACUCGACGCCUCCUUGCGACGCCCCGACCACCUGCCCCGAGCCUCAAUGCAAGGACCUGAAGUGUGCCCACGGUCAACGGCUGGACGACAAGGGAUGCCCCACCUGUGAUUGCAAGGACCCUUGUGCUGACGUCAAAUGCAGAGAUGAUGAGACCUGUGAGCUGGUGCAGGUGGAGUGUGAGGGAGAACUAUGCCCUCCGCUCGCUCGUUGCUCUCCGUCACCACAAUGCCCGGGAGGCGUAGAGCCGCUCCAAGCUCCCGACGGCUCAGGCCCGCUGGCGUGCGGGCCCCACGCCGCCGCCUGCCCCUUCACACACGCCUGCCGAUUCGCACCACAUGACUCCAAGCCUUCGGUCUGCUGUCCUAAGCCACGCACAGUCUGCUUCGAGAGCAAGGACGAGGGCGCGUGCGCGGGCGCAGAUGGCAUCAAUACGACGCGCUGGUUCUUCAACCACGAGCGCAACCGCUGCGAACGGUUCAGAUACCAUGGUUGUUCCGGCAACCACAAUAACUUCCGCACUAAGGAGGAGUGUAACUCUGUUUGUCCAGCGAAAGGGGAAAUCGUCAAAAUUGGAAAAUUGACCAAUAUCAAGCUUCGAGGGAAACCAGUUGAAGUGCUAAGUCCCUGUGAGAGGUUACGUGAGAAAAACGAGGCUGCAGCACAGAAGUACGGCAAGGGAACCUUCAUUCCGAUUUGCGACGCCACUGGAGCCUGGGAACCUGUACAGUGCAUGUCGCAUAUCGACGUUUGCUGGUGCGUGAGUGCCCGUGGCGAACCGCUGAAGGGAUCCCUAGUCCGAGGAGCCAAGCCAACGUGCAACUUCCGCCAGGCUCGCAAAUGGACGCAACGAGACCCCCUCGAUGAACGUGCGAGAGCUGAUGAAGUGCUAGAAGAGCUCAUCAGACAAAUGACAGCGUACCGCGUUGACGAAUUCGAAGAGGACGACGAAGAAUUGGAUCUAGAUCUGGAUUCAGAAGCGCGAGAGAUCCAAGGAUCCAGCUCAGAAGUACCCAAUAAGGAGGAUACAAUCGUUGUCGGCGAAGUGGUGGAGCCGAAACCAGCGGAUACCACGAGAAGAAUAGAGAAGCCUUUGGAAGUGUCGGCCGAGAAGAUUGUGUUCAAGACCAAGUGUCAACUGAUGCAGGAGGAAAUUGAGAACGGAGCGGAAGGCCUACGUCCACGCUGCCUCGCCGACGGGUCCUUCUCCCCGCGCCAGUGCUCCCGCGGACGCUGCUGGUGCGUCGACGCAGCGGGCCAGCGGAGACAACACGCUGGUGUAGUCAGCGACCACCCUAGCCCUGAUCCUUGUGAACAAACCCAAAUAGAGUCGGCGCAAUUAGAAUUGGAGCUUCUAGGCGUUGAGAAUGUCGUGGCUGAGCGCGCUAGAGCUACCUUGGCGGGUAGACUGGCUGCUUUAGGAGCCAGAGUGCAAGUUACCCUCACCAAGGACAAGGCUACGGCCAAGCUACGGUCCAUGUUGACCGGACCAAGGGCGGUUGACAUCGUCUAUCAUGUCGAGAACUUGGUCAAGCAAGAAAAGCUGGCAGGAGCCAAGAAAGGUGACACGGACGUUUUAGGCGCCGACUUCAUCCGUAGCGAGUACAGACUGGCAGCGCCCGUACCUUCCAUGCAACAACGGGAGAUACUCAGCGAAUCCACCGUAUCAGCAGCAACGUCCUACCACACAGCGCUGAUUGUCCUGGCGGCGACUUCAGCGUUCAUCAUCAGCGUCCUCUGUGUCCUCGUGAUGCUCUAUCGAGCGAGGCUUCAGAGGGAGCCCCACAAAGCCGAGCGGUUCCUCCCAGCAGCACCCCCCGUAUACGUCCUCUCGGCCGACGAAAAGGCCGAACUGGCGAGGGUCCUACACGCCCCUCCACCCCCCGUACCCCCACAAGCGACUGAAGAAGACCACACGAGAGUAUAAUUGUUCCAACACACCAUUUACGUUACUCGAACUCGAAUCGAAAACGUUUCAGUGUAAAUUGUAGUACAGGUACUAAAUUAGGGUCCAAUAGUAUUGGUGACGCUAGUUUUGGGUAACGUAGAUGAAAGAACUGUGUAGUUCAUAGUUAUUCUUUGAAUGACAAGUCGAAGGCAUAGUUUUAAAUAGGGUUGACCAACAAUGGAAGCUGUAAUGAGUUUAGCCAGAAAAUGCCGAAAACUUAAAUAGUCUUUGACGUUUAAUUAGUUUUGGUCUGGUUCUAUGUGUAGUUAUUUCCUAUUGAUCUUAUGCAUGUGUUUGGGUAGUUUUCGAACUCUGGAAGUCAAAAUCAUUACCAUGAAUGCAAAUAUCCUACAAUCUUUUAUCUUUAGGCGAAUAUUCAAUUAGAACUUAUUUAUGUCACCAACUUCUUAUUUUUGGAUUGGAUUUUUGCUAAAAGUCAAAAGAUUCCAGGGUACCUUUGCGUUUGCUACAGUAAUGAUUUUGACUUCCGGAGUUCUAAAACCUACCCGGUUAUCACUUCAACUUGUCGUUAAAGAAUCUAGUAUCUUGUUAAGUUUUUUUAGUGUAAGUUACUGUUAAGUAUGCGCAGUGGCGCACGUCGACAGACGCGACGCGCGCCUUUACGCACUUUUAGUUCCUCUCGUUGAGUCUCGCUCUGGCAGAAUUUAAUACUCUUUUAUCAUAUAAUUCCAAUAUAAUAUUAUAAAUUAUAUUAUAUAUUAUAAAUCGAUCGUGACUCGACGUAGAACUAAUCUAGUCUGUUCUCAUUGUAAUGUUCUAUCCAUUCCUUCAUCGCUGUUUGUUUCUAUAAUAUUUGUAAAUAAAAUUAAUUAUAUUUAUAAUGUACCUACCCUCAUUUCAUAUUUUAAUAUUUACCUGACCAAGUCUUCUCUUAUCAAUUAGAAAUUGUGUAAAUGGAUGUUUUACUAAAUGGUUGCUAGGUACUCGUCUGAAUUACUACUUCAACUUUUUGAGGAUAUAAUGAAUGAAUUUAUUUGUAUGUAUAACAUUCACUUUAAAUAAAUAAUUUUAUAAUUA